Silurus meridionalis is the source of this 2599-nucleotide messenger RNA. It is a transcript of the gene inpp5jb, whose product is annotated as inositol polyphosphate-5-phosphatase Jb. Lineage: Eukaryota; Metazoa; Chordata; Actinopteri; Siluriformes; Siluridae. Gene Ontology annotation, cellular component: ruffle; plasma membrane; cytoplasm. The record is from RefSeq and is a predicted model, not a curated record. Bases 398 to 2404 code for a protein of 668 amino acids. Gene Ontology annotation, molecular function: phosphatidylinositol-3,4,5-trisphosphate 5-phosphatase activity; phosphatidylinositol-4,5-bisphosphate 5-phosphatase activity. Gene Ontology annotation, biological process: negative regulation of peptidyl-serine phosphorylation; phosphatidylinositol dephosphorylation. The transcript is spliced from 13 exons.
CGAACCGCUUUGCAUGCAGCAUCCUUCGGAACGCGAUUUGCUGCGGCGUCUGUAGCCGAACCACGUGAGCAGGCGGUGCGCGUGACGUGAGCGCUGUGAGCGACAGAAAGCCGAAGCUCGGGCUGGUGGAACCGGGAAGUGGUUUCGGUGUGUGGACGUUGGCGUGGUCGAGGCGCGUUUUCGAGCCCGACGGUUCCACCAGACGGACGGCGCGAGGCAGGAGGAGCGCAGCGGAGCGCGCGCGCUGUCAACCCGCAGCAGAGCGGAGCGUCUCAGGUGGAGCUCGCGCGCGCCUCCGUGUUUCUCACCGCUCAGUCAUUUCGUCAGUCGGUGUCAGAGAGGUUUUUAUUACGUUUGCACCGUGGACUUUCAUCCUACACCUUCACCCAAGACAAGAAUGGAGUCGCACACCCAGAGGAAUCCUGAUGUCCAGUCAACUGCAGAACUGAAAGGGGAGUCCGUUCUUCUUCCAGGCUCCUCAGAGAGCUGCUCCUCUGCACCCCGCUCAUUAUCAGUAGCUCCGACUAGGCCGAAGGGGCCACAAAGAACUCCCCCUGUAGAAGGCUCCAGUGACAUGUCAGUGCUUGAAGAUUAUCCUGAACUGUGUCAGGACAAAGCGGACUCUCCUGUUCCCAACAAGGCCAGCCAAGCAUCACGUCCAGCCCAGCAGCUCUGUGAUGACAAACCUUCUAGACCAUCCACGCUGCCUGGACAUGCAGCUGCAGCGAGGAGCCACAUCUCAGUUAGAGCAGCCUCACUUCCUCAGGCACCAUCCUACAAACCGCCACUCACAGAUCCCAGCGUUCACCCUCAGAGGGCGCUGUCUGUAGCGGGAACUGCUGAUACAAAACCUCAAACUGAUGAGGAUUUCAGAGUGCACAUAAUCACAUGGAACGUGGGCUCUGCCAUGCCUCCGGAUGACAUCACUUCCUUGUUGGGGCUGAAUGUAGGCAAUGGGAAUACAGACAUGUAUAUUGUAGGGUUACAGGAAGUGAACUCUAUGAUCAAUAAACGACUGAAGGAUGUCCUUUUCACAGACCAGUGGAGUGAAGUGUGCAUGGACACGCUAAGCCGCUUUGGAUACGUAUUGGUGACAUCACAGAGAAUGCAGGGUGUAUUGCUGCUGGUGUUUGCAAAGUAUUACCACCUGCCUUUUAUCAGAGGCAUACAAACUGAAAACACGCGUACCGGGCUCGGGGGAAUCUGGGGAAAUAAGGGUGGAGUCAGCGCUCGGAUGAGUGUGUUCGGCCACGCCGUAUGCUUCCUGAACUGCCACCUGCCGGCACACAUGGAGAACUCAGAGAAGCGCAUGGAGGAUUUUGAGAGCAUUCUUCAGCAGCAACAGUUUGAAGGUCAAGCUGCAAUGGGAGUCCUGGAUCAUGAUGUUGUUUUCUGGUUUGGGGAUUUAAACUUCCGGAUUGAAGACUUGGAGAUGCAUGUGGUUAAAUCUGCUAUUGAUACUAACAAACUGUCCCUGCUAUGGGAAAAGGACCAGCUGAACAUGGCCAAAGACACUGAAACAGUACUGGAGGGCUUCCAGGAAGGACCUCUGAAAUUCCCUCCGACCUACAAGUUUGAUGUGGGAACUGACACAUAUGAUACCAGUGGGAAAAAACGGAAGCCAGCAUGGACUGAUCGCAUUCUGUGGCGUAUGAGGCCAAUGGCUCCAGCUAGCAGUGCAUCCAAGCGUAGCUCAGUGUCAGGCCUCACCAGCGGCACUCGAGUUAUACAGCACUUCUACCGCAGUCACAUGGAGUAUACUGUUAGUGACCACAAGCCUGUCUCCUCCAUCUUCACCCUGCAGUUCCCAUACAAGGUGGACAUCCCCUUGGUAACACUUAUUGUGGAGGACGAAUGGCGGGAAGUCACUGACGCUGUGGUCAGAUUUAAGGUGGCACCCAAUUACUCUAGAAGCUCCUGGGACUGGAUUGGACUUUACAAGGUUGGAUUUAAACAUCAUAAAGACUACGUGGGUUACGCUUGGGCCAAACAGGAGGAAUCGGAUUACCUGAGACAGGAGCACCACGUUACCUUUGCAGAGGAGGAGCUACCGAAGGAGCCUGGCGACUACAUUUUGGGUUACUAUAGCAACAAUAUGACCUCCAUCGUGGGUGUUACUGAGCCAUUCCAGAUCCAGUUGCCCUCAUCCAGCACGGCUGGUCUCAGUCCCUCCGACAGCUCAGACUUUACCUCUGAGGAUGAGGUGAAGAAGGGCAGCAGCAGUAGCAGCCGCAGCGCCACACCCACCGGACAGGAGGGAACCUUCCACAAACAUCGUUCCAGACACGACUCUUCUCAUUCCGCAUCCAGUUCAAAGGAUGGCAGCCCCGUUAAAACACGUGACUCUUCAGGUGAUCGAGACUCAAACUCAGGGAAAAACAGCGCAAAGCCAGAAGUGUCCUAAACGAGCACACUGAGACGAUGCAGCUGGCAUGCAGAUGUAGCGUGGGAGAUGAAGGAUUGUCACUUGUGCUUUCUCUGUAUCAUGACGUCGUCUGACGUCGUUUUAUGUGUGUCAGGACAGAUUUAGGCCUUUAGUAGCUCUCUCUAGGAGUUAGGAUGGAUUAUGGACUGAAGUAAAGUCUUUGUUUGUGUUGCA